This is a messenger RNA of Contarinia nasturtii (swede midge), 2664 nucleotides long. RefSeq lists its product as uncharacterized. Bases 392 to 1492 code for a protein of 366 amino acids. Lineage: Eukaryota; Metazoa; Arthropoda; Insecta; Diptera; Cecidomyiidae. Gene Ontology annotation, cellular component: cytoplasm; nucleoplasm. The transcript has 3 exons. The record is from RefSeq and is a predicted model, not a curated record. Gene Ontology annotation, molecular function: F-box domain binding. Gene Ontology annotation, biological process: negative regulation of protein binding; negative regulation of SCF-dependent proteasomal ubiquitin-dependent catabolic process; regulation of ERK1 and ERK2 cascade.
GCAAACAUAGAUUUUUCGUUGUGUGUGAGCACAAACACAUAUGUACGCACUGUGACGAUAACAAGUCAACUUAGAGAAAGAAAGACGAAGAAAAACCGUGUGAGCUAAUGUGUGUUGUGCUGCAAAAUUUGUAGCAUCAAAUAAAGUAACCAUAAUCAAAAUUCUCAAUCAGAAGUGAGAAAAAAUUUAGUUUUCGCAUCGCAAAUUGUAAAAGUGAACAUUUGUGCUGGAAACGUGUUGAGAUUGUGAGAUACUGAAAUUUUUAUUUGGAUUUUGAGUGGGAAACCUAGUGAUAUUUGUUUGCACAAAUGCAAAAAGCUGAAGUUGUAGUGUCCGCGCUAAAUUAUUCAGUCCCCUGUCCACUGUAUUUUUACGCUUUUGCCCGCAAAUAAUGUUGACCGAACAUUAUAAAUCCAAACAUUUUGGCUCUACGAUGCCGAAAACCCUGUAUAAUUCAUCAACCCCGAUAAAACCGAAGUUCGAUCCAGUUAGUAAGAAUAGCAGCACCACUAAUGUCAAUUGCAAAAUGAAUUAUGAGAAAAUAUUUCCGGGCAUUUAUAUGACAUCGGUCAAAGAAUUGUGUUCACCUGACGAUUUAAAAAUUUACGGUUUCACACAUAUAAUUUAUAUCGAUAAGCAUAUCAUGGCGAAUUGCAUUGGUUCGGAUGUGCAAUCGUCGUCGCACAAUGAAAGCACCACUGUCAAAACUGACCACCAUGAAAAUGUGAUAAAGUGUGCGGAAACAUCGGUAUUAACCGCAUCAAUAACAAUACGACGACAUUCAAGCCAAUCGGUGUCAUCGUCGUCGUCAUCGUCUUCGUCGUCGCCGUCAUCAAACCCAUGUGUUCUCAGUUCAAGUAGCAAUAGUAGUUCAAUGAUGGAUGAUCGAUCAUCGUCCAAAUCAACAGAAGCAUCGUCAUCAUCGUACAAUCAUGAAAUGCGAAUUGACGAUGAAACGCCAUCAAUGAAACGCUAUGCCAGCAACGAGAAUCUAUUCGGGCACCGUGAUUUUGAAACAUUAGAUUUAAAUUUUGGCGAAUCGGCCUAUUUCACUGCCAAUGUGUUACCAAAUUGCUACAAGGCCGUUCUCUUUAUUGAGAAUGCAUUGAAAAAUAAUGGUGCCGUGCUUGUCAUCGAUUGCAUUGGAGAAAAUCAAAAAUGCAUUACAAUUGUCAUCGGUUUUCUCAUGUACAAAUACAACAAAAAUUUCUUGACCGCUUAUCAACUGAUAAAACGAUUGCAUCCAAAUAUAGAGUUAGAUAAGUUCUUCACAACACAACUGUAUGAAUAUGAGCCAAUCUUACAGGUGCAACGUUCACAGUCUGCCGGCAAUAGUUGUUCGCGUGAGCUUCGCUCUUCACUAUUGAAACGAAAGAAGUCCUACGAUGAUUGUUACUAUUAUCAAUCGGAUGCAGUGAUGUCAACACUAUUGCCGCACAGUCCAUUCGUUAACAACGUUGAGCAAACAACCGAUAUUCUAAUGGAGCAAUAAACCAUUCACAACACACAAACAGUUUUGAUGAGAAUGUUAAAUGAAACUUGCUAGAAAACGAAGCAAAAAAUAAUGGAUUUAUAAAUAUAACCAAGUGAUAGGCCACCUUUGAAAAAUAACAGUGUGAAACGUUUUGAGGUGUCAGAUAUUAAUUAGGAUUCCUUUUUUUAACAAACAAAAAUUAUAAAUAUAUUCUUUUCCACAUUCUCUUUUGAUAUGAAUGAAUAUUUUAGAUUUCUUUCUCAAAUCCCAACCUUCGUAUCUAAUCGCAGCGUAAAAUAGUGCGCCGCAAAUUUAGUUCAGUUACAGAUUAGCUACUCUAUUUUAUGACCAUUUUAACCGUAUCAUCGUAGUGCACACACAACUAUUGUAAGGCCGACCGGAUUGGUACAUAGAAUUUUAUUACACAGGUCCAUAUCCUAUCGCGUAACGUUUUCUCCGCAGAAAAAGGGUGUUUCUUUUUUGAUAUAUGUAUAUUACUCUAGAUUUUAUUUCAGUUCGGAUCAUUCAUACCGAAAUUAAGUAAAAAGUUAUUUUUGUUUCUCUUUUGCAAUCUUAAAUUAAUAGAAUUUCGGAAAUUGUAUUCUUUGUAGAGCAUAGAAUCAUGAGCAUUAGAUCGAAAAAAAAAAUGUUAGAAAACAUUUGCUGUGCAGCUAAUAUUGGCCGAAUAGAUUUAGAGAAACACUGUUAGCGAUGAAUUUAGGGAAAAGAGAUAAAAAGGAAGAAAAAACCUCGAUACAUGCUAUGCGAUGUAGUUAGAAAGGUGAUUGUCUUUUUUUGUGUUUAAACUAAAAGAAAAUGUUCUUGACGUCAACAGAAUCCACCGAGUAAACUGUUGCAUGAAAUUUGACUGAAAAACAAAAAAACACAAACAGAAUACAUAUACUAACCAAUUUUAAUGGAAAUGAUGUAAAUAGCAAAUCAAUGAAGCCGUAGUCUAAGCUUAGUAUAUAAACAUGCGACUAAAUAAAACAAACAAUGAAACAAAUCCAUUUGCAAAAUCGAUAUAUAGCAGCAUAUUAUUAUUAACUGAGACAAUUGAGAGACAAUUACAAUAAAUGUUACACGUUUCAGUUACUAUUAUUACAUAUUAUCAUUAUGCAUUUUGCUAAAGUAUGUCCGCUAUUCGGGUUCGUGAGUAAAAUAAUAAAAUUGAAAUUGCGUGUUCCGGA